Messenger RNA from Scutellospora calospora, 1010 nucleotides. The record is from the annotation of a GenBank genome assembly. Lineage: Eukaryota; Fungi; Glomeromycota; Glomeromycetes; Diversisporales; Gigasporaceae.
CAUAUAACCUUCCAAAAGCUGAAAUUCCCGACCACCAUCCGACAAGUAAAUUUUUUGGAAAAGGGGUGUCUAUGGCGAAUGGAAAUCGUUGGGCGCAACAACGAAAGAUAGCAACACCAGCAUUUAAUCGAGCUCUUCGUCCUGAGAUGGUUGGAGAUUGUACCAAGGAUUUUAUAACCUUAUUAGACAAAUGGACCGAUACUCCAAUGAAUGUAUUUUUAUUAAUGCAACGCGUUACUAUUCAAAUUUUAGGAAAAUUAGCUUUCGCAUAUGAUAUGAAAGCAUUGGAUAACUGGGAAGAAGAACCAUACUUUUUAACAACAUAUCGCAAAAUUAUUCCUGGAAUUUUAGAAUCUGCUGCACAACAAGAUUAUAAAUGUAUUAAUAAAGAACUUAGAGAUGAUAUAGUUAUUUAUUUUGUUGCCGGACAUGAUACUUCUUCACUUUCAUUGAGCACUGUUUUUUAUUAUUUAGCAAAAUAUCCUGAUAUUCAAAAAAAAGCUAGAGAGGAAGCAAUUAAUGUUUUAGGAAGUUCUUCUAAAUUACCCACGUCAGAUAACCUUAGGGACUUAAAAUAUAUAACAGCGAUAAUUAUGGAAGCACUUCGUCUUUAUCCACCUGCAACAAUAAUAUUUUCUCGUUCACCUAUUAAACCAUUAAAUUUAUCAAGAAAUAUUACUAUACCAGAAGGAACAAAACUUACAGUAGGUCUAUGGCAAAUUCAAAGAAAUCCAGAUGUUUGGGAAAAUGUUGAUGAGUUUAUACCUGAAAGAUUUAUGAAUCCUGAUAAAGAAAUAAAAAGUAAUUGGGUUGCAUUUUCUAGCGGGCCCAGAAAUUGUAUUGGUCAAAAUUUUUCAAUGAUGGAACAAAAAAUUAUUAUUGCAAUGACAUUACUUAAUUUUGAAGUAAGCUUACCUCCGAAUAUGAAACGCCUUGAUAAAAUCUCAUUGACUUCAUCUUUCAUGCUAUAUCCUAAAGAAUUGAAUGUUGUAUUUUCAAAGUUGAAGUAG